UCACGGCGGACCUGUACCUCCACGUGACUAAACAUGAACCCGAUCAGGAUGUUGGCGCUGCUGCUUCUCGUCACUUUAUUGCACAGUCCUGUCUCCGUGUCGGUGACAGUGAGCAGCAGUAAACCCAAAGUGGAGGUGCACGAGCACACAGAUGCGACUCUCGCCUGUGAGUUCAGGACCGAGAAAGAUCAGAACCCCCGAAUCGAGUGGAAGAAAAAAGGAAAAGGGGUGACAUUUGUGUUCUUUGAUCACAAAUUCACUGAUUCUUACGCAGGACGAGCAAACAUGGAAGGAGCGACGCUGACGAUACACGCCGCCACUCAGAAAGACUCGGGGGAAUACCGCUGCGAGGUGACGGCCAGCGAGGACCAAGUCAACCUGGGGGAAGCCACCGUGAUCCUGGAUGUGCUCGUGCCUCCUCACGUCCCGUCCUGCGAGGUGCCGAGCUCCGUGUUCGUGGGCUCCGGCCUGGAGCUCCUCUGUAAGGACACGCUCAGCGUGCCUCCUGCCACCUACCGCUGGUACAAAGACAACAAGGCUCUGGCGGCCGCGGCAGAACCUCAAUACAGCGUGGACACAAACAAGGGCACGCUGAUGUUUAAGAGCGUGUCCAAGACAGACGCCGGGAUGUACCGCUGUGAAUCCUCCAACAGCGUGGGGGCGCCCAAGAGCUGUGUGGCCCAACAACUGAACGUUAUUGAAUAUCCUUUGAAUAGGACUAUUCUGAUAGCAGGUGCUGCAGGUUUUCUGACGCUCGUACUUUUCUGCUGCAUCUGUGUGUGUGUCUGCCGACGCCGAGGCGGCUGCAGGGAAGACAAGAACACCAAAAGCAGCAAGUCCUACAACCCUCCUCCUCCUGCUCCUCCUCCUCCUCCCAUACGCAACAUCAAGCACUACAAACAAACUCACUCCUUCAUGAUCUGAGUCACUUUGACUUCAAACCAUCCAGAACCGUUUGGAGGGCGGCUCACGGGGCUUCCUGGGACGGACAGAUCUUCAGAUCAGAAGAUAAAACAUUGCUUCCUAAACAAAGCUAUUGGUUUAUAGUUUGGGAGACAGUUCCGACUUUUAGAUCUCACACAAACUUACAGUUAUGUAAAUAUAAACUUCAACUUUAACUCAGCUCUUGCAAAUGCUAUUUACAUGAUAAAACAUUCUUUAAAAUCUUGUUUUUAAGAGUAUUUUUCCAACUCUUUUCCAACAAUUUUGGAGCCAAGUUCAGCGCUUCUCUCCACGUUUUAGCUCUUAGCUAGUAACUGUUAUUCACCCACACUUGUCUAAUUCUGAGCGACUCUAUAGUAUCUGUAUGUGUAUCCUUCUUAUUGCCUUUCUUUUAUAUUUAGAUGCAAAUAUGUUGAUUUAUGUGAGGAUUUUUGUUGUUGUGUUGAUUUUAUAAUGGUUGAAUCUUUGGCUGUAUGAAUUCACAUGUGAAUUGAGCGACAGAUGAACGGGUGUCUGUACACACUGAACGGUGCUUUUUAAAAUCGUUGAUGCUCUUUUUAAUGAGUCUUUUUCAAUAAAGAAAGAUGAAACAAAAAUA
This is a messenger RNA of Pseudoliparis swirei, 1540 nucleotides long. RefSeq names its product junctional adhesion molecule 2b (gene jam2b). Gene Ontology annotation, cellular component: cell surface; tight junction; protein complex involved in cell adhesion. Gene Ontology annotation, biological process: leukocyte tethering or rolling. The record is from RefSeq and is a predicted model, not a curated record. The coding region runs from base 34 to 924 and encodes 296 amino acids. Lineage: Eukaryota; Metazoa; Chordata; Actinopteri; Perciformes; Liparidae. The transcript has 10 exons.